Glossina fuscipes is the source of this 2689-nucleotide messenger RNA. Its product is annotated as 3'-5' ssDNA/RNA exonuclease TatD. Gene Ontology annotation, molecular function: single-stranded DNA 3'-5' DNA exonuclease activity. Lineage: Eukaryota; Metazoa; Arthropoda; Insecta; Diptera; Glossinidae. Bases 392 to 1360 code for a protein of 322 amino acids. The transcript is spliced from 5 exons. The record is from RefSeq and is a predicted model, not a curated record. Gene Ontology annotation, cellular component: cytosol.
AUAAACCAUAUAAUUAAUUAAAGCUUAAGAUAAAACGACUAAAUAAUUAUUUUAAAAUUUCAUAUAAAAGAAAUGCACUGCGAGGGGGAAUAGAGAUACUUUUCAACGAGUUGACUCAUAAAAAUAAAAAAAAAGAUAAUUUGCGUUAUUAAUUAAAUUACAAACACACGCAAAACGCAUACGCAAAACAUCGAAAGAGAAGCAAAGAUUAAGAAGAAACGGAAAGAAGAGGUAUCCGGACAACAAAUAAAUAUAUAUGUUAUGCGUAUAUACAAUCGUUAGGUAUUAUUUAAUUGGAGAGAGAGAAACAAAAGACUGAAAGUGAGUUACGUGCCAAUUGCUUUAUAAUUUCGACAAAUUAUACAUAAUAUAAGGAACUGAUCAGUCAACCAUGGCCCAAUCGACAACGACAACAACAACAACAACGGCCACAAAUGCAUCUAGCGUAAGCGAAGCAGAAGAGGUGUCUACAUCGUUAACUUUCGAGCAUUGUUUCGAAAAUCUUAUUGUUAUUGAUGCAGGCGCUAAUCUUACAAAUAAAAAAUAUAGUCGAGAUUUAGAUUCCGUUAUUCAAAGAGCUAAAGAUGCUGGUGUACAAAAAAUUAUGGUUCCCGGUACAUCAGUGCGCUCUAGUAAAGAAGCUCUACGUCUCUCUCGCAUCUAUCCUGAUAUUAUAUACUCGACUGCUGGCAUACAUCCACAUGACUCCAAAUCGAUCAUCGAAGAUCCCAGUAGUUGGUUCGAUUUCGAACAGAUCGCCAACUCGCAAGAAUGUGUGGCAAUUGGUCCUUGCGGUUUGGAUUAUCUACGUGAUUUCUCUGAACCCGAGGUACAAAAAGAAAUAUUCGAAAAACAAUUACUACUGGCUAGCAAUCUGGGUAAAGCUGUUCUUAUUCACGAACGUUCAGCUCAACAAGAUGUACUCGAUAUAUUAGAAAAAUUUGAGAAUUUGCCCCCAGUGAUUAUAAGGAGUUUUAUGGGUACAGCUGAGGAGGCCCUUAAAUAUCUAGAUAGAAGGUUCUACAUUAGUUUAACUGGUUAUUUAUGCAAGGACAAAUCAGAUACCGGCGUGCGACGUCUAUUAGAUAAUGGAACCUUACCUUUAGAUCGUUUAUUGGUCGAAACAGAUUCACCUUUUAUGUAUCCGAACACACGUGCUUCCAAAUUGCCUCAACAUGUUAAGACUGGCAUCACCGAACGUUCUUUGCUCUACUUGCACAGAUAUUGUACCUUUCAACGUAAUGAACCCUGUUCAUUGCCAGCUAUUGUGGAAAUGAUAGCAGCCUUUAUGAAGAAGACGCCGGACGAAGUGGCUUUAGCUACAGCUUUUAACGCUUUAAAACUCUUCGGUCUCUCUUAAAUUUCGAAAGUUUACAACGUGAUGAACACUCUGAAACAAUAACGGUGAUGCUUUAGUAUAAAAUUAACAUUGAACAAUUACACUAAGUGCCAAACUAUACAUAUUAGUUUUGUUAAAGAAAUGAAACUAAACAAAACAAAUCAGUAUAUAACGAAAGAAAGAAGAGUGAAAAAGGUGCCUUAAAAAUACGCUCAUGAUUAACAGCAACCAUUAUUUGUUACUCCUUUAAUGGCAUCAGCUUUACCUCCACGAAUUGAUUUUUUUAACGACGCUUUGAAUUAAUUUAACUAAAAUACGAUUCAAAGCGAUAUUUACCUAUUAUACCUAUACGUAUGUAUAUAUAUAUGUAUAUAUACAUAUAAACGCAAAUCAUUAUAAAUAGAAAGUGAAUCUUUAAACGAAAUUUCACUUCGCUUAAUAUGAGAAAUCGAUAUGAUAAAGAUUUAUUUAUUUAACUUUCGCAUAGAGAAUUAAGUGAAUUGAACGUUCAGCAUAGCUUGAUUGAAUUAAAGUGAAGUUGCAUAUGGAGAGUGGGAGAUUAUAAAUCAUUAAGUUGUACAAGUUGUUCUGAAAUUGACAAGAAAUUAAACUGAAUUAAAAGUCUAAUGGACUUGCCAGAAAAGUUUAUAAUCAUCAUUAAAUAAAUUAAAAAUCAAUCAGUUAUUAAUUUAAAUUAAAUAUUUUGCUACUCUCUUGGCUUUAUUUGCGCUUUUUUUAUUUAUUUAUUUUUUGCUUUUUUAUGCGAAGCUUUGCCUACCAUUUUUUUUUUUUCUAAAUAUAUUUUUGUUAAUUUAUGUAUAUAUUUAUUUGUAUUUUUCUAUUUAAACAUUAUACGUUAUAGAUACAAAGAUACAUAUUCUUUACAUUUUUUGCUGUGUUCUAAUAGUAAGCGUACUUCUACAUAUACUCUAUAUAUGAAUAUAUAAAUAUCACUUUUCGCAUAUUUGAUUAUUUAUAUAACUAUAAAAAUGUGUGUGCCUUGAAGUCUACAUAUUAAUAUAUAUAUAUAUAUAUAUAUAUCGUCCAUAUUUAUACAAAAAAAAAAAAAUUAACAUUUUUUAUAUUAUACUAUCUUGUUGCAUGAUCUUAAGAAUGAAAUUGUGAUCACUUAUAAACAUAUAUAGAAAUAUGGUUACACAUAUAUAUUUUUUAUUAAUCUGUGUAUUUGAAUAGCAGUUAGUAAAGGGUUCAUAUAAACAUAUAUAUCCAUAUAAGCACGCGUUUUACAUACCGUCACGCCUUAAAAAACAAAUUGUUAUAUACAAAUAUAUAUAGAAAUAUAAAUGAAGGUCCACUAAUUAAACAAAUAGGAAUUUCAAAACAAAUAUU